This is a messenger RNA of Hyla sarda, 3592 nucleotides long. RefSeq names its product ras-related GTP-binding protein A. The transcript has 19 exons. Gene Ontology annotation, biological process: regulation of autophagy; positive regulation of TOR signaling; cellular response to starvation. Gene Ontology annotation, cellular component: membrane; nucleus; lysosome. NCBI's taxonomy places the organism in Eukaryota, Metazoa, Chordata, Amphibia, Anura, Hylidae. The coding region runs from base 501 to 2720 and encodes 739 amino acids. The record is from RefSeq and is a predicted model, not a curated record. Gene Ontology annotation, molecular function: extracellular ligand-gated monoatomic ion channel activity; GABA-A receptor activity; GTPase activity.
CCUCCCUCCCUCUUACAGCUGAAAAAUGCUUCGUUUGACGAAAUAGACACAAAGGCCGUACUACAUAAAUCAUUUAUACGAUUUAUGUAAAUCUACCCAGAUAUAAGAACGGAUAUAUGAGGGAAUCCUCGCAGGUCGUACAUGCUUUAGUUAGUAGCACAGCUGGAUUUACCUGGAAUAUUGCCUUUAAAAAUGGAUUCUUCUAUGCAACAGAGGAUUCUUAUGUGACAGCCACAUGAAUGCAGGGAGAUAGAAUACAUGACUGGACAGUGAUCCCCGGACUUACUAUAAUUCUCAAAUGAGAAUCUUCCCAUCGACGGAGCCCAGAUAACAGUCAUCACUACUUGUCACGGCGCGAUUGUUAACGAGCACAAGGUUCACGGCGGGAUGUGGUAGAUUGCAAGAGGCGACAGGUAUCCAUAGUGGACGACUGUACUCCGCGCCAAUAGAGGCAAGCCAUUCAGAAAUCCUCACACGGGGGCCUAGCAACUACUCCCCUUAUGGCUCGGGAGCAGGAAGAGACAUCAUUGCUAUCACUGAUUUCUUUAGGAUUCCUCUUGCAGAUGUGCCUACUGCCCCUAGGAAGAGGGUUGUCACCUAAACAUGCUCCUGAAGUUGUUGAUGACAGCAAGGACAAUAUCACCUUAUUUACCAGGAUCCUGGACAGACUUCUUGAUGGCUAUGACAACAGGUUAAGGCCAGGACUUGGGGAUUCAGUGACAGAAGUUAAAACAGAAAUAUAUGUCACCAGUUUUGGCCCUGUUUCUGACACAGAUAUGGAAUACACAAUAGAUGUGUUCUUCAGACAGAGUUGGCUGGAUGAGAGAUUGAAGUUUGAUGGACCAAUAAAAACUCUACCCCUGAAUAACCUGUUGGCAAGCAAGAUUUGGACUCCAGACACCUUCUUUCACAAUGGAAAGAAAUCUGUGGCACACAACAUGACCACACCCAACAAGCUGCUGAGGCUUACAUACAAUGGAACCCUACUUUACACAAUGAGACUUACAAUUCAUGCUGAAUGCACAAUGCACCUUGAAGAUUUCCCUAUGGAUGUUCACGCCUGUCCACUAAAAUUUGGAAGCUAUGCUUAUCCAAGUACGGAAGUAGUUUAUGCAUGGACCAAUGGUUCUGACAAAUCGGUUGCUGUUGCCCCAGAUGGCUCUAGAUUGAAUCAAUAUGACCUAUUAGGUUUAGUAGUGGGAACUGAAACAAUCCGCUCAAGCACAGGUGAAUAUAUUGUUAUGACAACACACUUUCACCUAAAACGUAAGAUUGGAUAUUUUGUCAUUCAAACGUACCUCCCAUGUAUAAUGACAGUUAUCCUAUCCCAAGUGUCAUUUUGGCUGAACAGAGAGUCGGUGCCUGCAAGGACUGUGUUUGGGGUCACCACUGUUUUGACAAUGACAACGUUAAGUAUAAGUGCACGGAACUCUCUUCCCAAAGUUGCUUAUGCCACCGCAAUGGAUUGGUUUAUGGCAGUGUGCUAUGCAUUUGUUUUCUCAGCACUUAUUGAAUUUGCUACAGUCAAUUACUUUACAAAAAGAGGAUGGGCCUGGGAUGGUAAAAGGGCCCAGGAAGGUCAAGCACAUAAGAUGAAAGAACCAUUAAUCCUGGCGAAAAAAUCGAACACAACUUACAACAUUGUUGGAACUACUUACACACUCAAUAUCAAGGAACCAGCCCUGGCAGCUAUUGCAAAGAAUGCAGCUCUCCCCCCACCCCCUCUCUCACCUCCACAUGCUGAACUGAAACCUCUAGAUGAAUUGUCUAGCCGUGUAAUGCCCAGUUCAACAAUGAAGAAAAAGGUGCUAUUGAUGGGCAAAAGUGGCUCAGGAAAGACAAGCAUGAGAUCCAUCAUCUUUGCCAACUAUAUUGCACGAGACACAAGGCGUUUGGGAGCCACCAUUGAUGUUGAACACUCUCAUGUUCGAUUUUUGGGGAACCUGGUGCUUAAUCUUUGGGAUUGUGGUGGUCAGGAUACAUUCAUGGAGAACUACUUUACCAGCCAGCGUGACAACAUAUUCCGCAAUGUUGAAGUUCUCAUCUACGUUUUUGAUGUUGAGAGUAGAGAGCUGGAGAAGGACAUGCACUAUUAUCAGUCUUGUUUGGAAGCUAUUCUUCAGAAUUCUCCUGAUGCAAAGGUGUUUUGCUUGGUUCACAAGAUGGACUUGGUACAAGAAGAUCAAAGAGACAUGAUAUUUAAGGAACGAGAAGAAGAUUUAAGGCGCCUUUCCCGACCCUUAGACUGUGCCUGCUUUAGAACUUCUAUUUGGGAUGAGACAUUAUACAAGGCCUGGUCCAGCAUUGUUUACCAGCUCAUUCCUAAUGUCCAGCAGCUCGAAUCCAACCUACGUAACUUUGCCCAGAUUAUUGAGGCAGAUGAAGUUCUGUUAUUUGAGAGGGCAACGUUUUUGGUCAUUUCUCAUUAUCAAUGUAAGGAGCAAAGGGACAUUCACCGGUUUGAGAAGAUAAGUAAUAUUAUAAAGCAAUUUAAACUAAGCUGCAGUAAGCUGGCUGCAUCUUUUCAGAGCAUGGAGGUUCGGAAUUCCAACUUUGCUGCUUUCAUAGAUAUUUUUACAUCCAACACUUAUGUCAUGGUUGUAAUGUCUGAUCCUUCAAUUCCCUCAGCAGCGACUUUAAUAAAUAUAAGGAAUGCAAGGAAACACUUUGAAAAGCUGGAGCGUGUGGAUGGUCCUAAGCACAGUCUCCUCAUGCGCUGAGGCAUCCUUCAAAGGUCAUUGAUUCCAGCAUCAUACAAGAAUAACCCUUGUAAUCACUCGUUCCCAAUUUUAUUUUAUGUAAUGUCAUUUCACCUAAAUGAUAGGGCUGUAUUUCACCUAAAUGAUACUUUAUCACACUAAUUAUAUAUUUUUAAAUGUAACGAAAAGUGGUAAAGUGGUAGACUGCAACAUACCAGUAAACCUUGGUUAGUCCAGCACAUUUAUAGCAUGUUGAUUAGCUAACACUGUACUAAUAUUGUGCACCAAUAUGUACAUGGAUAGGAGAUUACACACUUUGCAACUAGGCUGAAAUGUUUUAUUGUAUUACACUAGUGGAUCAUAAGUUUAAGUCCAGAGUUCCUCUCCCGCCUGUUCUGCAGAUUUGUUCAGUGUGAUGCAACGGGCACUUGGCAUUACAUUUGCUAAGACAACCAUACAGUGCCCAAUGAGUUCUGUGCACAGCCCUUUUCUGAUUAACUGGACCUGUGCACAGCACUUUCUGAGCAUCAUACAGUUGCUUUGACAAUUGUAUGGCCCAGCGCGAGCUGAGUAUCUCUGCGCUGAUCCAUGGAGAGCAGGCAAAAGACCAGCUCCGGACUUCAGUCAUGCCUUACUAGUGUAGUGUCUACUAAUCCACGUAAAUGUGGCUUUGAAUUUGCAUAUGCAACAUGUUUAACUCUAAAUUCCUUUAUGAUAUCUCAUACAAUAAAAAUGCAAUUUUUUUGAUUAUUGAUUAGUUAGGAUAAAAUAUAAUCAGUUGAAUGAAUUCAGUGUAUUUUUGUGCUUUUGGAAUAAAAAUAUUUAUGCCUAAAAUAGAAGUGUGUAAACCCCCACCCCCCAAAAAAAUAAACUAUCCACAGAUAUUAACAAGC